Molecule: messenger RNA, 549 nt
Organism: Ceutorhynchus assimilis (cabbage seed weevil)
Lineage: Eukaryota; Metazoa; Arthropoda; Insecta; Coleoptera; Curculionidae
Source: the annotation of a GenBank genome assembly
GAAAGGUCUAAUGCAAUGCUGAGGCGAUUUUCAGCCUGGAAUGAUUAGAAAUAGGAAAAAAAAUAAACAGAGACUAGAGACAAAAGACAAAACCAAAACCAACAACUCCAACAAGAAAAAACUAAAUUGGUGUGAUAUUCAGUAAUUAAUAAUUAUUAUUCAAAAUGGAUUUAUCAAAAGUUCCCAAUGAGAAAAAACUACACCUAAGCAAAUGGUAUUUUAGAGCUGGAUUCGCCCUUUUACCAUUUGUGUGGGCUGUAAAUGCAAUAUGGUUUUUCAAUGAGGCUUUCCGAAAACCAGAAUAUAAUGAACAAAAACAAAUAAGAAAGUAUGUGAUAUACUCUGGUAUGGGAGCCCUGUUGUGGUUAAUACUCAUUGUAACCUGGAUUACAGUGUUCCAAAUAAACAGAGCCAGUUGGGGAGAAUUUGCUGACAAAAUAUCAUUUAUUAUUCCUCUAGGAACACCAUAAUGGCUUUUCGUUCAAUACAUUAUAUCAUACUAAUCUAUUGUUUCAAUUUCAUUUUAGAAAAUAUACCUAAUACCUAUAA